CUGAGGCUCGUGUUCUAAACGAAGACAUGAAGAUCCUAAUAUCUUCAUUCUUACAAGUAUCUCUGCUCACAAGCUAUCGAACACACCUCUCAGAGCCAUCUUGAUGUCCAUUUCAGCUACUCAGUGGGGUUCCCCUAGCGCAUCUAAGCGGGCUCUGCUCCUUCAUGGCUUGACUAUGUGUUCAAGUUCAUGGGAGGGCCUCGCUCAGCUAUUAACUGCAGAAGGGUUCUUCGUUGUAGCGCCGAAUCUACUCGGGCAUGCAUGGAGAGGGGGCAGCGACUUUCGUAUGUCCGCCUAUGCAAAAGACCUCCUACCGUAUUUCGCCAAUGAUACCUCCUAUGACGUAAUUAUGGGACAUUCUCUUGGAGGCCCAGUGGCAUUAGAGCUCCUUCCAUUUUUGCCCACAAAGAAGGAAACCACCAUCAUACUCGUCGACCCCGCCCUCGAUUUCAAUGAGACGCAGGCCGAUACGGCGAUACAAUAUCUCUCGCAAGAGACUACGACUGUUAGAACCGCAGAGGAACACAUGGCUGAGAACCAUGCUUGGUCACGAAAUGACAGCAUGUUGAGGGUUCUGGGAGCCGGCAUGUGCAAUCGCACUGUUGUCGAGCAAACAGUCCAGCAAAAUAUGCCAUGGUGUUUCGGUGGCCUGUUUAAAAACAUCCCCGCGAACGUGAAGAUCACCAUUCUGAUAUCAGAUCCAAAGGAAGUCUCAUCUUGUGAUUUGGAGAAACUCCCUCGCGAUGUGGAGGGAAUAAAAAUCAGGAUCUUUGCUAAUACGGGCAUCGGUCAUUGGAUGCAAUACGAGUGUCCGGAAAUUAUCAUGGAAGAAGUUCCGCUGGAGGGCAAGCCAGCUCGAACCUUGGAGGAUCAGCGACAAAAGGCGUCACGCUCGCAGCAGAAAAUGAUGGCUCAUAUGUAGGAUAGGGAUAAAUAGGAUGAAGUCUGUAUCGCGCACAAAACGAAAGUCGAUCUGUGAUCCGACAAGGCAGAGGGAUACCGAAAGAAUGAAAAACUGGUCUUGCCUCGCGGAAGUUCUGCAAAAUGAUGGGACUUCACCUGGAAAUCAUGCUAAACACCAACAACCAGAUAUAUACGGAAAGCGAGAGGAUCCAGCCUGAUCAACGAGACUAGUGUGAUUGUCGAUCAAUGCCGAAGCUGAUCAUUCCCACUUCUCAUCACAGAUUGAACCACAAUCAAUGAA
This is a messenger RNA of Suillus clintonianus, 1204 nucleotides long. Its product is annotated as Alpha/Beta hydrolase protein. Bases 104 to 922 code for a protein of 272 amino acids. The record is from RefSeq and is a predicted model, not a curated record. Lineage: Eukaryota; Fungi; Basidiomycota; Agaricomycetes; Boletales; Suillaceae. The transcript is spliced from 3 exons.